This is a messenger RNA of Cotesia congregata, 426 nucleotides long. The record is from the annotation of a GenBank genome assembly. NCBI's taxonomy places the organism in Eukaryota, Metazoa, Arthropoda, Insecta, Hymenoptera, Braconidae.
AUGAAUAUUGGAGAUUUUGUUAAUAUUAUUAUGUCAAGAAGAAAAAAUAUUAUUAAUAGUUUGAACAAUCUCAACAACAAUAAUAAUAACAAUUCUCGACAGUACGACAACGUGGAUUACACUCAAUUGACAGAAGCUGAUCAUAAUGGAUUUGUUGAUUCACAGUUUGCAAGGCCGCCGAUUAAAAUUCCCUGGAAAGCAAUAACAUUAGCGUCAUUGUUGUUUAUCGGUGGAACUGUAAUGUUAAUUAUUGGGAGUCUUAUUGUCAGUGGUCAUAUUGAUACCAAGUACAGCGACCGUAUGUGGCCGAUAAUAAUUUUAGGGAUCCUAAUGUUUAUCCCGGGUGCUUACCACGUGAGAGUAGCACUAAUGGCGUACCGAAAAAUUCCCGGGUAUUCUUUCGACGACAUACCUGAAUUUGACUAA